UUCCGGCGGCGGCGGCGGCGGCGGCGGCGCCGACGCCGAGUCCCAGCGGGCGGCGGGCCGGGGGGCGCCAUGCCGUAUGCCAACCAGCCCACCGUGCGGAUCACCGAGCUUACCGACGAGAAUGUCAAGUUCAUCAUCGAGAACACGGACCUGGCGGUGGCCAACUCCAUCCGGAGGGUCUUCAUCGCCGAGGUGCCCAUAAUAGCCAUUGACUGGGUCCAAAUUGAUGCCAAUUCCUCAGUCCUUCAUGAUGAGUUCAUCGCUCACAGACUUGGACUAAUCCCCCUGACUAGUGAUGACAUUGUGGACAAGCUGCAGUAUUCCCGGGACUGCACAUGUGAGGAGUUCUGCCCCGAGUGCUCGGUGGAGUUCACCCUUGAUGUGCGGUGCAAUGAAGACCAGACUCGGCACGUCACGUCUCGAGACCUCAUCUCCAACAGCCCUCGGGUCAUUCCGGUGACAUCCCGGAACCGAGAUAAUGACCCCAAUGACUAUGUGGAGCAGGACGACAUCCUCAUUGUCAAGCUGAGGAAAGGCCAGGAGCUAAGACUUCGAGCCUAUGCCAAAAAGGGCUUUGGCAAGGAGCAUGCUAAGUGGAACCCUACUGCAGGGGUAGCUUUUGAAUAUGAUCCUGACAAUGCCCUGAGGCACACCGUGUACCCCAAGCCCGAGGAAUGGCCCAAGAGUGAGUACUCAGAGCUGGAUGAAGAUGAGUCACAGGCUCCCUACGACCCCAACGGCAAGCCAGAAAGGUUUUAUUACAACGUGGAGUCCUGUGGCUCUCUGCGCCCUGAAACAAUUGUCCUCUCAGCCCUCUCUGGAUUAAAGAAGAAACUAAGUGAUCUACAGACCCAGUUAAGCCACGAGAUCCAGAGUGAUGUACUAACCAUAAACUAGCGGCAGCUCACCUGUUUCUGCAAAAAGGGGGGCAUCUAGGCCAGUAGCUGGCUCUCUGUUCUCUCCAGAGAUUCUUCUAGCUUCUGGAGUCUGGACAGCUGUCGCUCAGGCUGCUUGGCAAGUCAUCAUUAUCCACUAGAAAGGUAGCGGAGGGGAAAAAGGAGUCCCCUCCCAGCCUUGCUUAGUUGUACAGAUGGCCAGGGGUGCCACUGGUAUCUGAGGCAGUGCAGGUUUUACUAGACUUCUAGCUUCCCUCGUUCUGCCCACUAAUUACCAGUAGCAUUCCAGAACAUCCCUUCUAGCCCAUUUUAAAAUGUGCUAGGGAGAUGGGGGGGGAGGGGUUCUUCUGAGAACCACAGAGCUAGACUCCUCUUCUGGUCAUUUGGGGUCUUUAAACCCUUUCUGUCCUGUCCAAAUGUUGGGAGUUUUCACAUUUGUGCGUUGGGCUUCUGGUGUUAGGAUUGAGUCCUAGAACCUAGUGGUUCCCUACAAACCCUUCCAGUCUCUGCCCAGAGCCAGCAUACUGGUACUUCAUUCAGAUCCCCAAGUAUCCCUCAUUUACCUUUAAAGAAUAGCGUUAGACUCUGGCUGCCCCCCAACCCCAGAUAAACCCUGUAUUUCAUUCUCUACUCAUCAGUUACGAACUUCACUGCCAGUGGCCUGAUGAUUUAAGUUUGGGAGUUGGGGAGUGAGGCCCUUACUGAAGGUCUGGCCUUGACUCUGUAGCCUAAAGUACUUAAUCAGUCGGUGGGAGAAGCCAGGAGCAAACCAGAGAUCUGGUACAGAAAGGAAGGGAUAUUUAUUAACAGGAGUUGUCUUUUUAAAAGUUUUUAUUUUUGGCAAUAAAGAGCACAACAUAAUCUCC
Molecule: messenger RNA, 1762 nt
Organism: Canis lupus familiaris (dog)
Lineage: Eukaryota; Metazoa; Chordata; Mammalia; Carnivora; Canidae
Gene: POLR2C
Product: RNA polymerase II subunit C
Exons: 9
Coding region: 70-897 (275 amino acids)
Biological process (GO): DNA-templated transcription
Cellular component (GO): RNA polymerase II, core complex
Molecular function (GO): DNA binding; DNA-directed RNA polymerase activity; protein dimerization activity
Source: RefSeq, a predicted model, not a curated record